Acipenser ruthenus (sterlet) is the source of this 4419-nucleotide messenger RNA. RefSeq names its product synaptic vesicle glycoprotein 2B-like. Gene Ontology annotation, molecular function: transmembrane transporter activity. The record is from RefSeq and is a predicted model, not a curated record. The transcript has 13 exons. Gene Ontology annotation, biological process: chemical synaptic transmission; transmembrane transport. Lineage: Eukaryota; Metazoa; Chordata; Actinopteri; Acipenseriformes; Acipenseridae. Bases 547 to 2649 code for a protein of 700 amino acids. Gene Ontology annotation, cellular component: membrane.
UGUACAUUCAGGGAGUGCGUGGGUGGAUCAGGACUGACAGCAAGACGUAUGGAUGGAAUCAGCGCUCCUCGCUGUACCGAGAAGCCAUUCAGUGUCUCAUUAACAUUCGCUGCCUGCCCGGACUGCAUCAGUGCUUCAAGAAACUCUCACAAAAGCACAGGAUCCCUGCUGACACCCAGCAGGAGACCCUGGAAAGUGUUGCUGUAGCCUGCAUGCGAAGAAUGUUGCCUUCUACAGAAAUCAACAGCAAGAGGUAGUGGAAUCCUGUUCAUCCAUUUAAAGCCUCAUCCCAAAGGAGAGUCCAGCUAUAUCUUACAGAAAAAAGCAGCUCAAACACAUCGAGAAUCCUUUGCAACAUCUCCAGAAGAUUUUUGCCUGAAAAAAAUAUAUACCCUGGGUCUGCAAUUCUGGUUGUAGGAAUCCGACAAAGAAGCGUGUAGGGGGCAAGGACUAUGCCAAUAUAGUCAACGCCUGCUCUAGGAGUAAGUACAGCGGCGCUCUCUCUCACACUCUCUCUCUAUCACGUGUUUCUCUCUGUCUGUAAGAAUGGACGACCACUACAGAAACAACCCUAAUUCCUACCAGGACCCCCAAGGAGGCAGCAACACCUACUCAACCUUCAGGGAAGGAGGGGACCAGGGGAACCAGGACGUCUACUACGGCAACAAUGAGUACCCGGCCCAGGACGAGGACGCGGCGAGCGACGCCACAGAGGGGCACGAUGACGAUGAUGAGAUCUACGAGGGGGAGUACCAGGGAAUACCCCACCCCGAUGAUAUCGGGGCAAGAAAGAAAGCAUUGCGGGUGCAGGCCAACUAUGAAGAGCAGGGCGACAGGCUGGCAGAGAGGAUGCAGGAUGAGGAGCAGUUGGCGCACCAGUACGAGGCCAUCAUCGAGGAGUGCGGCCACGGGCGCUUCCAGUGGACCCUGUUCUUCGUGGCUGGGCUGGCCCUCAUGGCGGACGGGGUGGAGUGCUUCGUGGUCGGCUUUGUGAUGCCCAGCGCCGAGAAGGACAUGUGCAUGUCCAACGCCAACAAGGGGAUGCUGGGAUUGAUAGUGUACCUGGGCAUGAUGCUGGGAGCGUUCAUGUGGGGAGGACUGGCUGACAAGAUGGGCAGGAGGAAGUGCCUGAUCAUCGCCCUGGCCAUCAACUCCGUCUUCGCCUUCAUCUCCUCCUUCGUCCAGGGCUACGGAUUCUUCCUCUUCUUCAGGCUCAUCUCCGGUUUCGGGAUCGGAGGCUCCAUCCCCAUUGUGUACUCCUACUUCUCUGAGUUCUUGUGCAGGGAAAAGAGAGGCGAGCACCUGAGCUGGCUCUGCAUGUUCUGGAUGAUCGGUGGCAUUUACGCCUCGUCCAUGGCCUGGGGCAUCAUCCCCCACUACGGCUGGGGUUCCAGCAUGGGCACCAGCUACCAGUUCCACAGCUGGAGGGUGUUUGUGCUGGUGUGCACCCUGCCCUCCAUAUCCUCCCUCAUUGGACUCAUCUUCAUGCCUGAGAGUCCUCGCUUCCUGCUGGAGAAUGGCAAACAUGACGAGGCCUGGAUGAUCCUGAAGCAGGUUCACGACACCAACAUGAGGGCAAAGGGAGAGCCUGAGAAGGUGUUCACGGUCUCUCAAAUCAAGACGCUGAAGCAGGAUGACGAGUUUAUCGAGAUCCAGAGCUCCACAGGGACUUGGUACCAGCGAUGGCUUGUCAGGAUUAUGACUGUGGUCAAGCAGGUCUGUCAGAACAUCCUGUCAUUGUUUUCACCCCAAUUCAGGAUGAACACCUUGUUCAUGGCAGUGGUUUGGUUUACUAUGGCCUUCAGUUACUAUGGGCUGGCGGUCUGGUUCCCAGACAUGAUUAAACAUCUACAGAACAAGGAAUACGAGUCCAAAGUGAAGGUUUUCUACCGGGAACGUGUCGAACAUUUCACUUUCAACUUCACCCUGGAAAAUCAAAUCCACCAGGAAGGAGAAUACUUCAACGACAAGUUCUAUAAGAUCGAUCUGAAGUCCGUGACCUUCGAGGACUCUUUGUUUGAAGAGUGCUACUUUGAAGACAUCAGAUCCACAGACACCGUCUUCAAGAACUGCACCAUCGUGUCCACUGUAUUCUAUAACACAGAUUUGUACAAGCAUAAGUUUAUCAAGUGCAAGUUUGAGAACAGCACGUUCCUCCAACAGAAGGAGGGCUGCCACCUGGACUUCAACGAGGAGAAUGACAUCCUCAUCUACCUGGUCAGCUUCCUGGGCAGCCUGGCCGUGCUCCCUGGAAACAUCAUCUCCGCUCUCUUCAUGGACAAGAUAGGGAGGAUAAAGAUGAUCGGAGGGUCCAUGCUGAUUUCAUCUAUGUGCACGUUCUUCCUGUUCUUCGGGAGUAGCGAGUCUGCCAUCAUCGGCUGGCAGUGCCUGUUCUGUGGCACCAGCGUGGCAGCGUGGAACGGCAUUGAGGUCAUCACGGUGGAGCUGUACCCCACGAGUAAAAGAGCCACAGCAUUUGGAGUCCUUAACGGCCUGUGCAAGUUUGCAGCCAUCCUUGGCUCCUCCAUCUUCGCCUCCUUCGUGGGAAUAACCAAGGUGAUGCCCAUCCUGCUGGCCUCCACGGCGCUGGUGGCGGGGGGGUUGCUGGCUCUGCGCCUGCCCGAGACCCGGGAGCAGGUCCUCAUGUGAGCCUGGCCAGCACGGGGGGAGCCACAGGGGAGCCACAGCAAGGCGGAGCUGGGGGAUAGACUGAUACAGGCAGGACAAGGGAACCGGACGGCUGGCUUUUCGUAAGCAUUACAUAGCCCCCUAUAUUGUAUUUUUAUUGAAUUCAUCUUCAUUUAUUAAAAGGGCGAUGACCAGUCAGUGUAUUGAAUUACUUAUGAAAAUGCAAGGCUUGUUUUGUGUGUGCUUCUUCUUGUUUAUUUGUAUUGAUCUGGACAGCACUAAAAACCCACACUGUUUAAUUCUGUUACAAACAGCACUAAAUGAGCAGCAUCCUUUUACUGAUCUGCUCUGCUCACGGGAGGCCAGCCAACGCUUUUAACAAGAAUUUGUUCUCUGUUAAGACAGUUCCAGUAUGAUUCUGGAUUGCAUAUUAAAUGUGCAAACACACAAUAAAAAGAUCUAGAUGUUUCAGCCUUCCACAGCACAUUGUGUCAGUCUAUCCUUUAGCACAGUGAAUUCUACCUGCUGUUCUCAUCACCUGGAGUCUACCUUAGUCACAGUGCAUUAAUAAGUGGCCAGAUUACUGUCCCAAUAUAAUACAGCGUUACAGCAAACUCUGCCCUUCCAUCUGUCUGUGUGUUUUAAGUACAACAGUUCCACUCUUAGGGCCUUGCUUAGAAACGAGUGCAAGGGCAAAGGCGAACUUUCUCAGAGGAAUAAAACCAUUUGAAUGGUAUAAAACUAGCAAGAACUAUGAGAAACGACUGUACUGAGCAAGUUCUCCCUGCUAGUGUUAUACUGUUCGGCUUGCCUUUGCCCGUUCACUUCUCUAUUAUUCAAAACUGUGCUGGUUUGCCUCCACACUACUACUGCUUCCCACACAGAGACUGUCAAAGAAUAUCUGGAUUUUAAAUGAAGGCAAUAAUUCAUAUCAAGCCAUACCGCAAAGGGAAGCUGUCUGUUAGUGUUAACCCUUGUCUUUGGUGUGCUACGUAGGGUAUUUUAUUUCCUUCAGCUUCACUUCACUUUUUUUGAGGAGGUCGCAUUUUUCCCCAAGUGACCCCCAAGAUAUGACACCUCGGCCAUGUUUUCUACAGGUCUUUGGUUCCAGCACCCACGGCAGAGUGAUACCGUUAACUGAGCAUCCUCACCCCAAGAUAGGUUAGCCAAAUAAAAAUGGGACGUGCGUUUAAGGUUACAAAAAUUCUUCAUGCUGGAGAUGAUUUUGCCAGCAGGUAUACAUCAAAUGGUUAAUGGUUAAAACAAGAAAUAAGAAAAAAGGGGAGCACUGUAUCUUUGAAUACAAACAGGGUGACCUGCAUGCUAUUUUGAGCUUUUCAGUAUCACAACACAAGAGUUUAAAUGCCCUUUAAAUGUCUACAAUAAAGAGAACUCUAAACGGUACUUACUGUAUGUCUCACUGUAAAUAAAAUCAUGAUGAAGACUAGCCAUUACAGCGUUAUACUGCAUCAUUUCUAUCUGAUUUAGGGCUGGAUUCCUAAGCCGCUGCUUACUUACAGUGGCUGUCCAUAAGGAGCCAGUAUUCACUGUGAGCGAAGGGGCAGGUUUAUGAAUACAGCUCUUAAAUGUUAUCCUUUGAGUAAGUUAGUUAGUGAGUCUGUAUGUCAUGAUGUAUGUAAAGCCCUAAUGUUUUCUUGUUUUUAUAUGUUCAUUUUUAAGUGUGUCUGACUGUUGUUGGAAAGCGGAGACAGGUGAUGACAAUCUUUAUUUAUUUAUUUAUUUUUUGUUUUGUUCUGUGACUGUCAAAAUAAAUAAAAACACAUGACCUUA